GUCCAAUUCAACUCCCACGAGGAGUAUCUAAACGUCAGUGGUCGUAUGCAUUUGACUUCAACUUGGAUAUCCAUACCGCCAACUGCGUUCAGAUGUCCGAGAUGAGCACAACAGAAAUCUCCCAUACGGCACCCUCCACCAGGCCGGCCAGUGAUGCCUUGAAUGAAUGAGUUGAAAGCAUGACGACCAUUUCCCCAAUCCUCCUCUUUCUUUGUUAUCUCUUUUCUUCACUAUCCGUGGGGUUUGGUGUCACCAACGCCGACAGCGCCGUUGCCAAAGUGUUAUGCGAUGCGAGCCCUACAUGCAACUCUGCUACACCACCAAGUACUAGUAGUACCACUACCAUCAGUGACAAGAAUGACAAGAAACUGAAUGCCACUCGCGAUAAAUUCAAUCGAGAUGGGUAUAUCGUCUUGAAGAAUUAUUUUCGUAACAACGACGAUCCAACACAAGAAGAAUCGCUAGUACCGCUGCUGGGAGACGAUUGGCACGACUUUUCGUUAAAGUAUUGGAAUCGCAUCUUUCAAGUCCUUCACGAAAAGGGACACAUCUCGGAACCCCACCAUGUCAUGAAUGACGAAUACAACAACGGCAAAUUGCGUCAUCCUGGCUACAAAGAAAUUGUCCAUCGGUAUCCGGGACGCUACGAAUUGUCUCUGAACCGUAUUAGUGAUCAUACAAAAGAAGAAGAUUCCUUGUUGUACCACGACAUGCCAUUGUUGCAACCGAUUAUUGACAAAUUGGAGCACCUGAUUUUAUCCAUUCUCAAACAGCAUCCCAAUUACCAAGAACUACCCGACGGCACCAAGUACAAUCUACUCCAUUCCAUGUUGAUUUCGGCACCCCAUUCUCUGAUUCAAAAAUUCCACGUCGACACCAAACACACCAAUGAAGAGGAACAUUGGCCAGCACACAUUAUCAAUGUCUUUAUCCCGCUCGUCAACAUGACAACGCGUGUGUUGGGGCCCACCGAAGUGGUGCCACGAUCCCAUGUCCAAACGCGAUUCAUGUACAGCGAUAAUCCACAGACCCGCAGUCAAGCCAAACCACUGGGGUCGUCCACUGUGACGCCCUUGAUGAAUGUGGGCGAUGUGCUCAUGUUUGACUUUCGAACCCUUCAUCGGGGAUUGCCCAAUGUCAGUCGCAAUCAGAAUCGGCCCAUGCUCGUGCUGGCAUUCUCCAUCCCGUCGUUUCACGACAAGGCCAAUUGGCCAGGACCCAGCAUCUUUGAAUGAAUUAUGAAGCACAGGAUAUCAUACCGGUACAGGAAUGAAUAGAAUGGGCAAUUAAUACAAAGCUAGCUAGAGUAGUAGUAGUAGCAUAUUCCUUGGGAGUUCCAACUCAUGCAUGUGGCACGGUGUCAUCAAUUUAUUGAUUCAAACAGAUCGACACGAUUUUUCGGAGUCCAGCAGCAUACGUAUAUAGUGGAUCGUUAAUACCGUAUAGGCGUGACGCGCAAAACAUAUGUGUCUCCCGUUAAAAAAAGCCCUGCGCAUUCCAAAACCAGCCAUGCACAGAGCCUUAGUCAAGCAAAUGAAGCAAUGCACAGGCAGACUCGAGUCGCAAACGCAGAGGCUUUGCAACUUUCGAGUCCGGAGAGGAGCGGCGCCUUGAAAGCUUGUACCGGUACGAAUUACCUGCCCCGAUCCUUGCAGAUGAUUGUUGGCGUGCGUCCAACCAAAGCUUCUUCUGAUAGAGACCAUCUUCGUAAUGGUGUCGGGUCGGCAAUAUCGUAGCUACUCACUCUGCCAGCCAUCCCGGGUUGAUCUAUCCCAGAGUAUCAUGUUGAGAGCAACCCCGGAUUUUGUGCACAAGUCGCAUUCAUGAUGAUGGUAGGACAGUCCUCAUUGUUGAACCAUCGGUCGCCCUUGGUUGCACAAUGCAGUUUCGCCAAGGCAAACAAACCAUCGCACCAACAAUAGAAUUGUUGUGGUGAGAUGGGGGGUUUGCACCAGCAACAACAAAAAUGUUGUGGUGGGCGGGGUUUGGUUUUGGGAUGGGGGGUGUGCACGGUACAAGGCGAUGCGUGAAAUGCCUUGACCAUGCGUGAGUGUUCAUGUGCAAGCACAGAGGAACUCUCCAGUUUCAAAAAAUGUGUUAACAUAAGGAGGGAAGACCCUCCAGUAUUAUGUUAAUAAUACUAGAACAGUUACUACACAAAAUCAAAGCCAAUAAGGCGAAGAGAGAUAG
Seminavis robusta is the source of this 2190-nucleotide messenger RNA. The record is from the annotation of a GenBank genome assembly. NCBI's taxonomy places the organism in Eukaryota, Bacillariophyta, Bacillariophyceae, Naviculales, Naviculaceae.